AUGCCUCCCCCUCCGCACCUCCUCCUCCUGCCGCUCCUCCUCAUCCUUCCAUCCCCCUCCUCCGGCUCCCCGGACCGCGACAUCUACGCGCUGGGCAAGAUCAAGGCGGCCCUCGUCCCGGCCCCGACCACCACCGCCUCCCCCAACCCCCCGCUCGCCGACUGGGACCCGGCGGCGACGUCCCCGGCCCACUGCGCCUUCACCGGCGUCACGUGCGAUGCCGCGACGUCCCGCGUCGUCGCCAUCAACCUCACCUCCCUCCCGCUCCACGCCGGCACCCUGCCCCCGGAGCUCGCGCUGCUGGACUCCUUGACCAACCUCACCAUCGCCGCCUGCUCCCUCCCCGGCCGCAUCCCCGCGGGCCUGCCCUCCCUCCCCUCCCUCCGCCAUCUCAACCUCUCCAACAACAACCUCUCCGGCCCCUUCCCCGCCGGCGACGGGCAAGGAGCGCUGUACUUCCCGGCCCUCCAGCUCCUCGACUGCUACAACAACAACCUCUCUGGCCCGCUCCCGCCCUUCGGCGCCGCGCACGCGGCCGCGCUGCGCUACCUGCACCUCGGCGGGAACUACUUCUCCGGCCCCAUCCCGCCGGCCUACGGCGACGUCGCCUCCCUCGAGUACCUCGGCCUCAACGGCAACGCGCUCUCCGGGCGCGUCCCGCCGGAGCUGGCCAGGCUGGGACGGCUCAGGAGCCUCUACGUCGGGUACUUCAAUCAGUACGACGGCGGCGUGCCGCCCGAGUUCGGCGGGCUGCGCAGCCUCGUGCUGCUCGACAUGAGCAGCUGCAACCUCACCGGCCCCAUCCCGCCCGAGCUCGGCAAGCUCAAGAACCUCGACACGCUCUUCCUCCUCUGGAACCGGCUCUCCGGGGAGAUUCCAACGGAGCUCGGCGAGCUCCAGAGCCUGCAGUCGCUCGACCUGUCGGUGAACGACCUCGCCGGCGAGAUACCGGCGAGCCUCGCCAAGCUGAAACACCUCCGGCUGCUCAACCUGUUCCGGAACCACCUCCGCGGCGGGAUACCGGCGUUCGUCGCCGAGCUGCCGGACCUCGAGGUGCUGCAGCUCUGGGAGAACAACCUCACCGGCAGCCUCCCGCCGGGGCUCGGGAGGAACGGCCGGCUCAGGAACCUCGACGUCACCACCAACCACCUCACCGGCACCGUGCCGCCGGAGCUCUGCGCCGGCGGCAGGCUCGAGACGCUCGUGCUCAUGGACAACGCCUUCUUCGGCCCCAUCCCGGAGUCGCUCGGCGCGUGCAAGACGCUGGUGCGCGUCCGGCUCAGCAAGAACUUCCUCAGCGGCGCCGUGCCGGCCGGGCUCUUCGACCUGCCGCAGGCCAACAUGCUGGAGCUCACCGACAACCUGCUCACCGGCGAGCUCCCCGACGUGAUCGGCGGCGGCAAGAUCGGCAUGCUGCUGCUGGGGAAUAACGGGAUCGGCGGCAGGAUUCCGGCGGCCAUCGGCAACCUCCCCGCGCUCCAGACGCUCUCGCUCGAGUGCAACAACUUCUCCGGCGAGCUGCCGCCGGAGAUCGGCCGGCUCAGGAACCUGUCCCGGCUCAACGUCAGCGGGAACCAUCUCACCGGCGCGAUCCCGCAGGAGCUCACGCGCUGCGCGUCGCUCGCCGCCGUGGACGUCAGCCGCAACCGCCUGACCGGCGCGAUACCGGAGAGCAUCACGUCGCUGAAGAUCCUGUGCACGCUGAACGUGUCGAGGAACGCGCUGUCCGGCGAGCUCCCCACGGAGAUGUCCAACAUGACGAGCCUCACGACGCUGGACGUGUCGUACAACGCGCUGACCGGCGCCGUGCCGAUGCAGGGCCAGUUCCUGGUGUUCAACGAGAGCUCCUUCGUGGGCAACCCCGGGCUCUGCGGCGGCCCGCUGACCGGCAGCAGCGACGACGGCGCCUGCUCCUACAACAACCACGACGGCGGCGGCGGCGUGCUGUCGCUCCGCCGCUGGGACUCGAAGAAGAUGCUGGUGUGCCUGGCGGGCGUGUUCGUGGCCCUGGUGGCCGCGUUCCUGGGCGGUCGCAAGGGGUGCGAGGCGUGGCGGGAGGCGGCGCGCCGCCGCUCCGGGGCGUGGAAGAUGACGGUGUUCCAGCAGCGGCCGGGGUUCUCGGCGGACGACGUGGUGGAGUGCCUGCAGGAGGACAACAUCAUCGGCAAGGGCGGCGCCGGGAUCGUGUACCACGGCGUGACCCGCGGCGGCGCCGAGCUGGCGAUCAAGCGGCUGGUGGGGCGCGGCGUCGGCGGCGACCGCGGGUUCUCGGCGGAGGUGGGCACGCUGGGGCGGAUCCGGCACCGCAACAUCGUGCGCCUGCUGGGCUUCGUGUCCAACCGCGAGACCAACCUGCUGCUGUACGAGUACAUGCCCAACGGCUCGCUGGGGGAGAUGCUCCACGGCGGCAAGGGCGGCCACCUCGGCUGGGAGGCCCGGGCGCGGGUGGCGCUCCAGGCGGCGCGCGGCCUCUGCUACCUCCACCACGACUGCGCGCCGCGCAUCAUCCACCGCGACGUCAAGUCCAACAACAUCCUGCUUGACUCGGCGUUCGAGGCCCACGUCGCCGACUUCGGCCUCGCCAAGUUCCUCGGCGGCGGCGGGGCCGCCGGCGGCAACUCCGAGUGCAUGUCCGCCAUCGCCGGCUCCUACGGCUACAUCGCCCCAGAGUACGCCUACACCCUGCGGGUGGACGAGAAGAGCGACGUGUACAGCUUCGGGGUGGUGUUGCUGGAGCUCAUCACGGGGCGGCGCCCCGUGGGCGGGUUCGGCGACGGCGUGGACAUCGUGCACUGGGUCCGCAAGGCCACCGCGGAGCUCCCCGACACCGCCGCGGCCGUCCUCGCCGUCGCCGACCGCCGCCUCUCCCCCGAGCCCGUGCCGCUGCUCGUGGGGCUCUACGACGUGGCCACGGCGUGCGUCGAGGAGGCGAGCACCGACCGGCCCAACAUGCGCGAGGUGGUGCACAUGCUCUCGCAGCCCGCCCUCGCCGGCGCCGCCACAGCCGACAGCGCGGCCCGGCCCGACGACGACCUUAUCCUCUCCUUCUGACCGGCAUGCCUUCGUUCAAGAUCGCGGUGGCUCGGGAAUUAAGCGGGGAGAUAAUUUAUGGUAAAUGUACGCGCUAAUUUUGGGUUUAACCCUUGGUGCUUAGGUAUUUUGUGGCGUGUGGAUGUGUAAUAACAACUACUACUCCUAGUAGCGUCAGUGUGUACUCUCUGAAGCUGAAAGCCAAGGCUGCGAGAGUACCUUGACUGGACGAUGCUGAAUGAACGAAUGUAUCUGUACAUAGUAGUAAAACCUCCGAGUUCAAAUAUCAACUGGCUACAUUAUUCA
This is a messenger RNA of Aegilops tauschii subsp. strangulata, 3336 nucleotides long. Its product is annotated as leucine-rich repeat receptor-like kinase protein THICK TASSEL DWARF1. Gene Ontology annotation, molecular function: receptor serine/threonine kinase binding; ATP binding; protein kinase activity. NCBI's taxonomy places the organism in Eukaryota, Viridiplantae, Streptophyta, Magnoliopsida, Poales, Poaceae. Gene Ontology annotation, biological process: protein phosphorylation. The record is from RefSeq and is a predicted model, not a curated record.